Messenger RNA from Talaromyces amestolkiae, 543 nucleotides. RefSeq lists its product as uncharacterized. The transcript has a single exon. The coding region runs from base 1 to 543 and encodes 180 amino acids. Lineage: Eukaryota; Fungi; Ascomycota; Eurotiomycetes; Eurotiales; Trichocomaceae. The record is from RefSeq and is a predicted model, not a curated record.
AUGAUGUUCACCAAGACCAUUGCUGCCAUCGCCUCUCUCGGUGCCUUGGCUUCUGCUCUCCCCACUGCCAUGGAGCGUCGUGACAACAGCACCGCUGGUGGUGUCGAUAUCAUCAACAACAUGGACAAGACCAUCUACCUGUGGUCCGUCAGCAAUACAGCUGAUGCCGAGAUGGUCACUCUCACCCCCGGCGGCCAGAGUUACUCCGAGGACUGGCGCCUCAACCCUGACGGUGGCGGUAUCUCCAUCAAGAUCUCCACAACCCCCGACCAGUCCGAUGUCUUGCAAUACGAGUACACCUUGUCCGACCCCACCAUCUUCUGGGAUCUCUCCUGCAUCAACAUGGGUAGCAACUCUACCUUCACCACCGUUGGUUUCGCGGUUACUUCCAAUGACUCCGGCAACUGCCCUUCGGCCACUUGCAAGCCUGGCGACUCUGCCUGUGCUGAUGCUUAUCUCAUCCCCACCGACGACCAUGCCACUCACGGUUGCCCUGAGACCGUCCGCAUGACAUUGAACCUCGGCCCUUCUUCAGCCGAGUAA